Lichtheimia ornata is the source of this 1704-nucleotide messenger RNA. RefSeq lists its product as uncharacterized. The record is from RefSeq and is a predicted model, not a curated record. The coding region runs from base 1 to 1704 and encodes 567 amino acids. Lineage: Eukaryota; Fungi; Mucoromycota; Mucoromycetes; Mucorales; Lichtheimiaceae. The transcript is spliced from 2 exons.
AUGCCGUCCUCAAUAGACACGAACGAUUCCAAAUGUGAACAGCCCAAUGGAUAUGCAUCGACAACAGUGACCAAGAAGUGUGUAGAUUUCGUUCGCCAUUUACCAUGGGAGAUUGUCAAGUGCUACAUCGCGCCAAGGCUAUUUGGAGAAGGUCGUCCCAUAGUUCGACUCCAUCAGCCUUGUUCACUAUUGGAUGUCUCAAGCAUCUGGGCCAAACGAAUCAUAUCAGCCGAUGACAGCAUCCAUUUCAUCCUCAGCGUGGAUCAUACUUCUCUAUCAAAUCAUCAUCGCAUGCGUUUAAGGAUGAUGGCACCUUUUAUCAAGUCGCUUGCUUUACCAGCUUCAGGUGCACAGCAUAUUCCUCAGUUUUUAGAAUGUGGCAGAUGUCUCUCGUUGACCAAGUUAAAUAUUUAUGUGAAUGGAACCCAAGAAGCAUUGCUGAAACUACUUGAAAGCACUGCCAAUUUGACGCAUUUAGAUAUCAAGUACCGUGACAACAAGCAGACACCAUUAUCUCUGCUCGACGUAUUGGAUCGCUGCCAUCACCUCAUUCGAUUGGACUUUAUACUCUACCGCCAUGCCAUUAUCGAUAUGACUCACAGCUCGCAGAGCGACCGUAUCUAUGGCAACAUCACCCAUCUUCGGGCUAUUUGUGAGGAUCCCGACAGUAGAGAUGUUUUCAUGCCACUCAUUCAACGUUUACCCAAUCUGCGUCUUUUGGCUUUGAUAUAUCCACCAUCUUCAACAGGCAUGAACACGAUCCAUCAACAUUGCCCACAUUUGCAACAGCUUUUCUUGAGCUAUCCAUAUGUGCCAUAUGAAAUUCAUGCCGAUAUCAAAAAACAGCACGACGAUCCAGGAUUGCGAUUGCUGUCAAUUGAUGGAGGAUUUCAUAAAGGAGAUUACCUCGCCGAGAUGAUGAUGCGACACAAAGCUACGCUUGAAUCACUUGUAUUGAUGAAUGGUCCCUUUUUAAUCAUCACACGUGUCGAAACCUUGUUGGGUCACCAUAACGUUGAAUUCAAUCAGCUGAAAUCGUUGAGGUUUCCAGAUGACUCGCAACACAGCUUUCUCGGAUUUAUUGAAUGGGUUGUUCAGCAUGCUCCCAACCUCGAGUCAGUGGAGUUCGUUGAUUCCAAAGCAUGGCCACACCUAUUGAAUGGUAUUUUACGCUAUCGACCUUUGAAGAGGAUUGCACUCUAUUGUGCCUUUUACCACCAGCCUGAAGAGUAUCAAUUUAUCCAACAUCAUAUACAACUCGGUGCUCAAUCGAAUCUCCAAUCGCUUCACUUAAGCUUUCGUUUUAUCAGCAGACGCGAUUCAUGGAUCUUUCUCAUUCCCAAGUUGACGCAAUUGAAAACACUUGAGCUAUCUUUUGCGAACGACAUCGUGCUGUUGUCAUUGGAUACAUUUAUCCAAAGAGUGUCUGAAGGCUGUAUUGGACUUGAAAAGGUUAUCUUAAAAUCGACAUUCUUCCCUUCUUCAUCCCAAUGGAUUCAUGAUUUAUCCAAGCACCGGAAUCUUCAAGAGAUGAUCAUUGAUACUACCCAUAUGCCCGAUCACCUUAUGAUUGCACUCGAAGCCUUCUCACACCUCAAGCUGCUUCAUCUCAAGUAUGACAUCAAGGAAUGGGAUCCCCCGGUAAAAUUGAAGAAUAGAAUACCUAGCUUAGUUUACACUGAGAAAUACUACCCCAUAUUGUAA